AUGCCCGCCAUGGUAUCCCCUCGCCCGCGCAUCACCAUCCUAGGCUCCCUCAACAUCGACCUCGUCAGCUACGUCCCUCACCACCCACUGCCCGGAGAGACCCUCACAUCCACACACUUCAACACAUCGCCCGGCGGCAAGGGCGCCAACCAAGCCGUAGCAUGCGGCAAGCUCUCCCGCGCAAGUGACCUGUCCUCGCCGUCCGCCGACGUCUCCAUGCUGGGCGCCGUGGGCGCAGACCAAUACGGCACAACGCUACUAGACAGCCUCACGUCCUACGGCGUCGACACGUCGGGCGUGGUCGUCCGCAAGGACGGCAAGACGGGCAUCGCCAUCAUUGUCGUGGACGAGCCGUCGGGCCAGAAUAGAAUCAUCUUGUCGCCCGAGUCGAACCACAGCCUUUUGCCUAGGGAUUUCGAGGAGCUGCCCUCCCCGAAGCCAGACCUGCUGAUAAUGCAGCUGGAGGUGCCGUUUGAUACGGUUAUACAGGCUAUCAAGGCUGCUAAGAGCGAGAGCAUUCCCGUCUUGUUGAAUCCUGCGCCGGCGCAGGGUCUUCCGGCGGAUGUGUACGAUGGGCUGGCGCACUUGAUUGUGAAUGAGACGGAGGCGUCGAUUCUUUCUGGGCGGCCAGAGUCUGACUUGGAGGACAGGGCUGGAUUGGAUGGCGUUGGCAACAUCUUUUUGGAACGCGGUGUGCAGCAUGUGGUUAUUACGCUGGGCGGACGAGGCGUUUACUACGCAACCAAGGAUGGAAAGAAGGAGUUGGUCCCCGCGCUCAAGGCGAAUGUUGUUGAUACUACGGCCGCUGGUGACACAUUUGUGGGAUCUUACGCAUUAUCCGUGGUGAAUGCAGGUGAACACGAGUUUGAUAUUGCCGCUGCUGUCAGGGCAGCUAACAGGGCGUCGGCAAUUACGGUUUCGCGAAAAGGCGCUCAAAUAUCUAUUCCCUGGAAGGACGAGUUGCAAUAG
Molecule: messenger RNA, 969 nt
Organism: Pochonia chlamydosporia 170
Lineage: Eukaryota; Fungi; Ascomycota; Sordariomycetes; Hypocreales; Clavicipitaceae
Product: ribokinase
Exons: 1
Coding region: 1-969 (322 amino acids)
Biological process (GO): D-ribose metabolic process
Molecular function (GO): ribokinase activity
Source: RefSeq, a predicted model, not a curated record